Molecule: messenger RNA, 555 nt
Organism: Sphenostylis stenocarpa
Lineage: Eukaryota; Viridiplantae; Streptophyta; Magnoliopsida; Fabales; Fabaceae
Source: the annotation of a GenBank genome assembly
AUGGGAGGUUGCUGUUGUUCUGCCAGAAAAUCUAAUCUGCGAGGGGCACCAGUGUAUUACUAUUGCCCACCGACUUUUGAAGAGCGUGAGUCUUUAACAUCUAAUGAUGGCACAAAUGCUUCACUCAAUGCUGGAUAUCUGGUUGGUUUGAACAUAGAAGCAUCCAUGCCUGAUACUUUUCAGCCCCCUCCGGUCCCUCUUCCUUAUGACACAGUCUUGGGAGGCUCUGCAUCAACAUAUUCUGAAUCUGGCAGAGAAACAGUUAGUAGUUUUGAAACUUUAAUCACACGUGAAGAUGUUGAAGAAUCAAAUUGUAAAGCUCAAACCAACUCCUCUCCAACAUCUCCAAGGAAGGAAGAAUUAUCAAAAUCAAAUGAAACUAAAUUAUUAGUGAUGGAAGAAGAGGAUGUCUGUCCAAUUUGUCUUGAAGAAUAUGAUGUUGAAAAUCCUAGAGAUUUGACAAAAUGUGAACACCAUUUUCACCUAUCUUGCAUUCUUGAGUGGAUGGAAAGAAGUGACUCCUGUCCUAUAUGUGAUCAGGAGAUGAUAUUUUGA